Leishmania major strain Friedlin is the source of this 4410-nucleotide messenger RNA. RefSeq lists its product as hypothetical. The transcript has a single exon. The record is from RefSeq and is a predicted model, not a curated record. Lineage: Eukaryota; Euglenozoa; Kinetoplastea; Trypanosomatida; Trypanosomatidae. The coding region runs from base 1 to 4410 and encodes 1469 amino acids.
AUGCCGUCCGGCGUUGCCCCGUCCUUCACUGGCCAGCCGCCACCCUCGCUCUUGGAGGCGCCUCACAUAAGCGACAAGAGCACCCCGCCAGCGGUGCUCUCUCGGGCCAAUGUCACCAAGAACUCACCGCCGGCGAAUUCUAAUCACAUGAAGCAGAUUGCGCGUGUGAGGCUGAACCCAACGACGCGCGUCGCCUCGAUGCCAAUGUCGUCGGUGCCGCCGUACGCUGGCAUGCCUUCGGGCAAUGGCUUUCGGGCCAGCUUCAUGCCGCGCGCCAUGACAAACACGCCUAUCUCCGCGCCACAGACCCACCGUGACGAUCACCAGGUGGUAAAGGCCGUGCAGGCGGCCUAUGAGAAGACGGAGGCUCACCUCAAGGCGAUCGAGGCUAAGCUGAAUUUCCUGCACGAAGAGAUGCAGCAAACGGCGCCGCCGACGACGUCGCGCGAGGCACCGACAGAGGCGCUGAACAGCAACGCGACAGCCCAGAAUGCGCUCGACUUUCUCGCCCCCAUCGCGACAACCGGUGCCGCAGGCAGCAAGGCCGCGGCGAAUCAUCAUCUGCAGCCGAUUCCGUCUGCAAUGGCGACGUCGCUCCCGCCGGUGCCACUGACACCGGCGUCGAGGUCGACCGAAGUAGCGAGGUCGAAGGCAUCCGCUGUUGCGUCAGCCGUCGUGGAACCCCCCGCCACUGCUGCGGCUGCUGCACCAGCCACCGCGAAAGCUGACGGGCAACGUGACCCGCUACAUCCUCACUUCUUCGACGACGCUGACAUGCUCGACAGCCCCAACGCCAGCAUCGGCAGCGACUCGUCUUCGAGUGACUCCAGCGACGGCAGCAGGGAUGCAGGUCACGCGUUACCGAAUGGUGCGCGGCACAGCUUCGGAAAGCCAGCGCGCCCACCCGCCCAGACGCCAGCUGCGGCUACAGACUGCAAGGAGCCCAGCAACAGGACAGCGACUCCGGUGCGGCAGAGAGUCGACCUCAAGGGUGUCUCGCAUGCGAACGCGCGGUCCUCGGCUGACGCCGCCAGUAAUUGCCGGGGGAUGAGGUUCAGCGAGGGAGGUGAAAGAACGAGGACCGCAAACGCCUUUCCUGCUUCGCUGCCGUCGACCACGCCGCCAGCCGACAGGGGUUCCAUCUGGGGCACCGGAGAGACAGGCGAGGUAGUGGCAGUGGGUCGUGAGUUUCGCCAAUUCUCCAGCCAGGCGAGCACGAUGCCGGAUGCGAAGGCGUGCUUCUUGGUUGGAGCGUCUGGCAACCACGCGUCCGACAACGCCCAGACUGUCGACCGGCUCAGGAGCGUGACGCGCCGCCAAGCUAACGUCGUGAAGCACGUACGAGAGAGCUUCUUCGCGCCAAUCCCACGUUUCGAUGAUGUGCUUCCGCGCAACAAGGCGGGCCUGUUCGACAAGCACGACUUCGAGAAGCUACUGCUACCCGGCGCGCCGUGCUCAUGGCUGUGCUGUGCGUCGCUGGCCAUCAGCUACGUGUCAGGGGUGCCGACGCCCGUGGAGAAGGUGCUGCGUGCAAACCGCAUGGGUGUGCACUACAUUUCCUUGCCUACCAUCACGCUGGCAGAGCUCUUCGACGUUGUGAACGACUACAUCCACAUCUGCUACCACCGCACGGCGGUGCAUAAUGGCAGCUGCACGGAGGACGAGUUCGAGGACGACGAGGAGGCGGCGCGGUGUCUGAGUGAAGACGAAUUAAGGCAGCUGGUGCACAUUCACUGCGAAAUGGCCACCUUCGACAAGGAGGUGCUAGACCCGGAGUCUGGCGAGGACAUGCAGGGCGUGGGCGAGCAUCCGCCCAUCACGAACCCGACGCAGCUUCGCAAGGAGCUGCUGCUGCACCUUGAAGAAGAAAAGUCGAUGUACAUUUUCUACUACAACCCACAUGUGCUGGAGCAGGCCCAGCUGCGGCUGCGCAGCAACCAGUGCGACACCGAGGAGGAGGCGGCCGCGAUCAUGGCGACCGCCCGCUUUUCCGCCAACGCGGCCGGCCUGUUCGGCAUUCUGCUGGACUUUGACCCGGUGGGUCACGAAGUGAAGGUGUUGACACCGUACCUUUCUGCGGAGCAGCAUCCGCUGCACUUCAAAGGCGACGAGGGCGUGGCGAGCGAGGACGAGGAGAUGGGCCACGCGCGGCACAACAUUCGCCGUUUCGCCAGCACCUUUUCGAACCUCGUGAUGGAGGAGCAGCAGGUGAGCCUGCACGCACUCUACGAGUCGGUUCACCCGGCGGACAAGUACUUGCGCCUCUCGCGCGGUUUUGUGCGCGUCUUCAAGAGUGAGUCUUUCCCGCCAAAGGUGCCGUCCAUAUUUCCACUCUUUGUGCUGGACGGCAGCAGCGCCGGCGGCCUCAUGACAAGCGUGCUGGACGUGAAGAUUGCGCCGCACGUGCUGGGCCUCGCCAUGCUGCACCACCUCUCGGUGACCUUCCUCCUGACGGACUCAGCGCGUCGCAGGCAGAGUAGCCACAAUCUGCUUGGCAAGACGAACGUGUGCGAUGUCAAGCUGCGCGGCAUUCCGCUGACGAAGGUGUGCCAGCAGCUGCGGCUGCCGCUGUCCAUGAUCGUGUGUGAAAGCAACAAAGGCUCCAUCGAGACGGCAUACGUGUGGUAUCACGUCUUUCUCCAGCAGCUGCAGAUCGACCAUGAGGUGCGCAUCGGCCUCAUCCUACCUUCCCGUCGCGACGGCGCCGCGGAUGGGCAGCCCAACAUCACCGAUAGUGAGUUUGUCCAUCAUCUGCAGCUCAUGGUCGAGUCGAAGAGCGUGAUGCUCAUCAGCUUCAACAUCGACAUCGCCCUGAACGUGCGCAUCGAUGCCAGGAGUGAUCCGGCGCACUUUGCGAUCGUCAUCGGCGUGGAUGAGGAGCGCGGCUUUGUGCGGCUGGCGGACGUGAACGUGAAGCGGUUCCGCAAGACGUGGCACAUCCCGAUCUCGCGCCUGUACAACGCCGUCAUGGGCUAUGGCUAUAUUGUUGCUUCCAAGAGCAGGAAGAUCAUCAAAUCCCUAAAGGGGCAGCAUUUCCACGAGAACGCGCUUCAGUGUGCGCGCAACUUCCUACCCCCGCCAACUCCGGCGGCGUAUCAGCGAUUCGAGUACCCGUCCUGCCCGUACCCGCUGACCGUGCUGGCUGAUGCCGUAGAACGAUUGGGCUUUGCGGGUACCAACGUGGAGCGCUUUCUCAACUUCUGCGGCUUCCAUAUCUCCUACUUCUUAUCACCGAAUAUGCCGCUCGAGGGGGCCGCGUUUGUGAUCCAGAACUACUCCCACUACGCCCUCGAUGACGCCGUGAGCGUGACGACGACGCACUACGACUUCUACGAGGGGAACCCACCUCCUACAGAGGAGGCUGCUGAGACGGGCGGGACGCCCACAUACCCGGUGCGUUCAGAGGCGGACCUACUGGAGUCGAUUCAGUACGCCAUCGCCGAGCCUGACAAGCGCAAGCUGAUCGUCAAGUACGAUGUGAGUGUUCUGCAGGCGGAUGAGACCGUGUGGAACGGUAACAGUGGCAACAGCUUCGCCUUUGUCAUGGACUACGUGGCGUCGAAGAGGAUGGUAGUGCUCUCUGAUGCGAGCCCGUCCUCCUUCUACCGCUCUUUCGCCUGCCCCUUGGCGGUGCUCUUCAACGCCGUGUGCAGCUGGGACAGUGUCAGCCUCCGUGCACACGGGACAAUUCUGCUGACAACGGAGGUGACGCAGGAGUCGGUGUACGAGGACACGAAGGGCUACGACAUGGCGCACGCCCUCGUGCAUCACCCCUUCAAGCCCAUGUUUUCAGCGGUCUGCUCCUGCCUGGCUCUCGCGUCGACGGAGAUGAUGAUGAACAUCGAGACCCCCAGGCUUCUCGGCGGCGCCCCGAUCAGCUUCGAGGGUGAUAAAAGGAAGUACAAGCGCUACAACAACAUAUUUUCCGCCGAGGAUUUUCUUUACGCCCUGCCCUCCUUCAGCGUGUGUGAAUGGCGUACGCAGGCGGUGGACAUCCAGGACAUCGGCAGCAUGGCCAAUAGUGCGUUCGCGACGCUGAAGCUGCCGCUGCGCGCCGUGGAUGUGCUUCAGGAGCAGGGGUCCGACUCUAGCACUGACCCGAAAGCGCUGCUGCACGCCUGCAGCGGUAUCAGCGGUCUACAGACUAUCACCCUCGUCGCCUACGAUGCGGGGAUGCUGCACGGCGCUCCAGGCUCAUCCGCGGGCCUUGUGAACCGUGUGCGCUGUUUCGACGACGAGAACGAGGAGGCGACGGCGAAGCAGAUAGUGCCAGGCGCGCCGAAGAAAAGUGUGGGCUCCGUGCAGUUGCUGGAGGGCGACCCGUGCCGCUGGGGCGCGUGCUUCGAGCGCUCUGCCGAGGAGCUAAUGCGCGCCAUCAAGGGCAUCUAUCGCGUAGAGGAGGCCAUGUGA